AUGAUCCGUGGUGAUUUCAGUAAAAUUCCAGAAGUUACGUUUGAAUUCAACAUAGACCAGUCGGGUCCGGAUAAGGAUCUCAAAGUGAAAAGAUGUGGGGACCACCUUGUUCCUAUUAUAUAUUCACAAGCUCUUGGAAGGUGGCAUUCUUUAGGCAUCAAGCUAGAAACAUCUGAUCUGCUAAGAGCAUAUCUUAAACCCACCUCAAUAUAUACCUACGCUUGA
Dovyalis caffra is the source of this 225-nucleotide messenger RNA. Lineage: Eukaryota; Viridiplantae; Streptophyta; Magnoliopsida; Malpighiales; Salicaceae. The record is from the annotation of a GenBank genome assembly.